Kickxella alabastrina is the source of this 834-nucleotide messenger RNA. RefSeq names its product t-SNARE. Gene Ontology annotation, molecular function: SNARE binding; SNAP receptor activity. NCBI's taxonomy places the organism in Eukaryota, Fungi, Kickxellomycota, Kickxellomycetes, Kickxellales, Kickxellaceae. The record is from RefSeq and is a predicted model, not a curated record. Bases 1 to 834 code for a protein of 277 amino acids. Gene Ontology annotation, cellular component: endomembrane system; SNARE complex; membrane. Gene Ontology annotation, biological process: vesicle-mediated transport; intracellular protein transport; vesicle fusion. The transcript has 3 exons.
AUGGCUACCCGCAGCCGCACCUUUCUCUUUAUACAGCCAAACAGCAGCAAGCGGCAUGCGGCCGAGGAGGAGGGGCUAAUUGAGCAAACAAACGACGAUGGCGAAAUGGUAAUUGAGCUAGCGCAUUUGCCCCCGCGGUGGGUGGAUUUGGUCGACGACUUUAAUGAGCAAAUGGACGACAUAUCGCGCAAGAUCAAGCGGCUAGAAGCUAUGCACAAAAACACCUGCUGCCGGAUAAAUAUGCUGACGCACGACAUAACGGCGCAAUUCCAGUCAUGCGGAGGCCUGGUGCGGAGUAUCGGCCAAUACCAGGCGUUUGGCCAGGAGCAGGUGGUGGGCAAAAACAUUCAGUCGUCGCUGGCGCUCAGGCUGCAGGAGCUGUCGUCGGCAUUCCGAACUUCCCAGUCAACGUACUUGCACAAGAUGUCGUUGCACAAGGACGUCAAUACGGAUGUCUUUGCGCUGGACGUUGAGCACGAACGCUCGGUGUCGCGCAGGUUCGAUAUGACGCUGACUGACGAGCAGCUACAGAUGGUCGAGACCAAUGAAGCGGCUAUUGUUGAGCGCGAGGGAGAGAUUGCACAGAUUCACGAGUCCAUAGUUGAGCUGGCUGCGAUCUUUGGUCAGAUGCAGGGCAUGGUCAUAGACCAGGGAACGAUGCUGGACCGCAUCGAUUAUAACGUCGAAACCACAGUUGUUAAUGUUGCUGCUGCUGCCGAGGAGCUUGUGCAGGCCGACAGGCAUCACAAGGGCGCAGUGGCUAACAAGUGCAUCGUUGCGCUGGCCGUCGUAGUUAUAGUAUUGGUUGUUAUUCUGCUAAUAAAGUGGUUGUAG